Molecule: messenger RNA, 2272 nt
Organism: Gopherus flavomarginatus (Mexican gopher tortoise)
Lineage: Eukaryota; Metazoa; Chordata; Testudines; Testudinidae
Gene: AP4S1
Product: adaptor related protein complex 4 subunit sigma 1
Exons: 7
Coding region: 665-1213 (182 amino acids)
Biological process (GO): vesicle-mediated transport; protein transport
Cellular component (GO): intracellular membrane-bounded organelle
Source: RefSeq, a predicted model, not a curated record
GUUGAUAGCGUCUCCAAGGGCUGGGGAGAGCAGACUUAUCCCAUGCCUCAAGUCACUGGGAAGCUCCCUUACUUAGGCCCUGCCCCAAAUCUUUCCCUUUCCAGGGAGGUAGGAUUCGCAGCACCUUACGCCCACGGGUUUGGGGGAGGGCUGAGCUCUUGCAAGCCUGGGGGCUCUCACUCCCGGUGACCCGCAGCCAGAGCUGUGGAGACAGCCGGCCCCGAGGGGCAGGCCCUGGCAGCCACCGAGGCACUGUGUUGGGAAGGUUAUUGCAGCUGUCAGAGCGCGUCCUCCUCUCCCUGGGAGCGCCAGUGUCCCUGCGGGGAGGCAGCGCCCGAUCUCCACCGGGACUGGCACGCUGAGGGUGGGGGGCGGCCUGUAGAGCACGGUUGGCUCCGGAGCCAGGAGCCCUGGCAGACGCCAUACUAGAAAUUAAAAUGGCUGCCCCGAGGAACGGAGCUCAGCUCGGGCCGUGAGGGGCUGCGCCUCCAGUCGCCUCACCUACAAGGGACGUCACCUCGCCGGACACACCUCGGACAGAUUAGUAGGGGGCUGUGGGAAGCGCUGCAGGCCGAGGGAUGUACUGGCCGCCCUUCUCGCAGCCCCCAUUGGCCUGGAGCGUCAAACCGUGGCCAGUGGGAGCCGAGAUUGGCCAAACUUGCAGAUGUGGCAGAAAUACAGUUCCUGCUUACCUGCUUCCUGUAACAAAGAGACUAUUUCUGAGACGAACAGAAAAAUGAUAAAGUUUUUUCUCAUGGUGAACAAACAAGGUCAAACGAGACUCUCCAGGUAUUAUGAACAUGUGGAAAUUCAUAAGCGGACAAUGCUGGAAGCUGAAGUAAUCAAAAAUUGCCUUUCCCGUUCAAGAGAGCAAUGCUCUUUCAUUGAAUAUAAGGAUUUUAAGCUAGUGUACCGACAAUAUGCAGCCCUUUUCAUAGUGGUUGGAAUCAAUGAAACAGAGAAUGAGAUGGCUGUAUAUGAACUAAUUCAUAAUUUUGUGGAGGUUUUGGACAGAUAUUUCAGCAGAGUGAGUGAAUUAGAUGUAUCCUUUCCAGUAUCACCACCAAUCCAUUUGUCAUUUUCUAUAAUGUUCAACUUGGAUAGAGUGCAUAUAAUUUUGGAUGAAAUGGUGUUAAAUGGCUGCAUCGUGGAAACCAACAAGAAUAGAAUUCUUGCACCUCUAUUUGUUCUUGACAAAAUGGCAGAAAGCUAGAAAGAAACAAGCCUACUGAGGAAUGUAUUUUAUAAAGUAUUCUGAAAACCCCACGAAAAUCCCUACAGCUCUUUUCUGAGACUUCCUAAGGUGAAAUCUUGCAGUAUUUUCAACUGGCUGGAACAUAUUGAAGCAAAGAAAUCUAAUGCAUAUUCCCUCUUCCUUUCUCCUCCAAUUCUAGAAAAAAAAUAUGCCAUGCCAACGUAAAGGUGAAAAUUGGGAGGGGGAGGAACCAACAGGAACUUUUUCAAUGAGGCAAAUGUCAGUUGAGACAGCACUUGUCUGUCUAAAAAGUAACCAUUUUGUUUUAGUGUUUGUAAUUCUGUUAGGGGAACAAUAUUCCUGAAGCCUUGUAUGUCUGUGACUAUGCAUUAUAUUACAUGUGCUACAGCAGCACAGCUGUAGCUACGCUGUUGUACUGCAGACAUUUACUACAGCAAAAGAAAGGGUUUUUCAGCUGCAGUAGUAAAUCCACCUACUUGAGAGGCGGGACCUAGUUGUGUCUACAGUGGAGUUUAGACUUAACUAUAUUGCACAGGGUAUGAUAUUUUUCACAGCCCUGAGUGAUGUAGCUAGGUCAGCUUAAGUUUUAGGUAUGGACCAGGCCUCACCUCUUUCUUUCCAAAAAAAGAAAAAAAGGUGGCUAUCGGGAUGGAGAAGAUGAGUUAGAAAAUAUUAGUAUAAUUCCAAGUUGUUUCCAUAAGUAUGGAUCUUAAGCUCUAACUUCUGUACCGAUAUGUCCAAUCUUCUACUAGGUCCAGUCUUCACAAGGACAGGUUUAUCUUAUAUGGUUUUGUAUAGAACAGAGUGUCAAGUUUGUGUUCAUGCAAAUACUAUAGUGAUGGCUGUAAUAAAGGUUACUGGAUACUACGGAAGUUGUAAAUUAACGAUUUGGACACUUAAUUCUGUUAAUAAAAGAAUCAGAAUGAUAAAACAAAGGUUAAUUGUUCAUCAUACUCAAAAGGAAGUUGCUACUUUAGUAGUUUAAUUUUCUUAGUGUACUGUUUUAGUAUUUUGCUUAUAAACUUGAAAAUAAAGGUUCUCCUUUUCACUAUGGUA